This is a messenger RNA of Mizuhopecten yessoensis (Yesso scallop), 1139 nucleotides long. Its product is annotated as transport and Golgi organization 2 homolog. The record is from RefSeq and is a predicted model, not a curated record. NCBI's taxonomy places the organism in Eukaryota, Metazoa, Mollusca, Bivalvia, Pectinida, Pectinidae. Gene Ontology annotation, biological process: protein secretion; Golgi organization. The transcript has 8 exons. Bases 171 to 1049 code for a protein of 292 amino acids. Gene Ontology annotation, cellular component: Golgi apparatus.
AUGAGACGUUUGGAUAAACAUGGAGUGACUGAGAACUUUGACCCACAAUUGCCUGUGGACCCACGAUGUAACAGCGAAUAUGUUGAUGAUGAGCUGAUAAUGACCCCUGGAAAACAAUUUUGACCUCUGACCUCUUUAUGCCUUGACUCUGGUCGUCACGUCUAACAGUCAUGUGCCUCUUGUAUGUGUAUGUGUGUGACAGUGCAGCUGACGGAGAAUAUAGGUUGAUACUGGCCGACAACAGAGAUGAAUACUGGGACAGACCUACAAACCUGGCAGAGUUUUGGGGGCCCAGGGGAGAGUUCAUCAGUGGUGUUGAUAUGGAGCCAGGAAGGGAAGGGGGUACCUGGCUCGGUGUGUCAAAGGCGGGGAGGAUAGGAGUGCUUCUCAACAUCCUGGACAAACUAGAAAUGAACAUGCGUGGCAGAGGCGCACUAGUCACAGACUACCUGAAGGGAGAGCUAGAUAAUGACCAGUACAUCUCACAAAAGAUCCAGCCAAUCCACGUAGAGUUUAACUGCUUUAACCUGAUUCUCAUGGACCUCAGGUUCAACUUGUCUACUUGCAGAUCUAACUCCACGCCUUUCACCUACUACAACAACAAAACCAAUACAACAAAGUCUCUUCCCAACGGAGUGUAUAGCUUUGACAACUCUACGGUGGAUGAACCAUGGCAGAAGUCUGUUCAUGGCCGAGCGACCUUCACCAAGGCUGUCCACGAGCAUGGCAGGAAAAGGGACAAGGACCAGCUAGUCAAGUCACUCCUCCAAGUCCUGUGCGACCCCACUCGGUUUCCAGAUGACAGCCAGUUACUGAAGCAAGCUCUCAUAUGCGAUGUCCCAGAGGACAUUCGCCUUGAGAGGAGUGCAGCGUUCGUGUGGUCCCCCUCGAUCAGAUAUGGCACAAGAACCAACACCAUUGUACUUGUGGACAAGUUUGGAGAAUGCGAGUAUAUCGAACGGACAUUCAAAAUUCCAGUCGAUCCUGAAAACCUUGGCUGCCAAACAAAAUCAUACAAAUUUCAGAUGUGUUCUCAAAACAAACUUUAGUAUUGACAUAUAUAUCUGCAUGCCUAAACAUGUUGGUAUUUUUAUCAUUAUUUCUUGUAAAUUUCAUACUGAAAUUAAAAUAUUGUUUGA